GAAGCAUGUGCUUGGCUUGUGAAGCUUUGUUAACACGAUGCGUUGUCAACUCGUGUAAUGCAGUGCAAGUUGAUUCCGUAGCAAGUUGACGUGACGGUACUUGGACAUACAUGCACGAGUAGCGACUAGAGUGAGUUGCACAAACGAGCGAUCUAGUAUCAUGUUUACACUAUUGGGCAAGGUGAUCUCUGCGGCGUUUGACAACUUUUUCAUCCCUCACGAAGAACCGAAGUGCGAGCUAGAAGACGAUGAUGUUUCAUCUGAUGAAGAUACCGCUGACUGUACAGAGAACCAAGAGCCUAAGUAUGGGCAGGUCACACACUUGAACACCAUCCGGCAGUACGGUAUCAUCAACGAGGAGCACUUCUUCAGGCUGAGCCUUGUAUCAGGCGAGCAUGUGAUUGUGUCCACCAGGGUGCUCUUCCGCCUUGAUGCCUCUGGCCGACAAGCUGUACAGGUGUCAGUGCUGCCCGAGGCGUCGCCUUCAAGCAUUGUGGCCAAGGUCACGAAGCUGGAAAACCGCUCCCUCCACCUCCUGGACUCUGCCACUCCUGUCCAGCUUUCGGCAGGGUACGAGCCGGAUUUCGAGGUGCGCUCGGGCGAUUGGGUACGCCUGCAUUUUGAUGAGAAGACCAGCAGUGCUAGAGUGGUCGAAGCCCUGCGAUUGAAGGACGUUGUAGGAAAAGUGACGCGUGUCACAUCUACAGGUGGCAUCAUUGAACAACAGAUUGCAUUCUCAACGGACCAGUGGCCAACUGAAGCCCCGAGAUUGCAGGUUGGGUCGCAAGUGGCAGUUCAUGCCAUUGAAAGCGACCAGGGAAACCUUUCAUGGCGGGCCUUGUCCCUGGAGGUGUUGGACAAGAAAGCAGCGUCAGCGGCACCAUCGAGCCCUGCCAGCCAGAAUGGCAUCAUCGCCAGCAAAGUUUGUAUCCCAAAAGGCAUUGAUGUGACCGAGGAACUGGACUUCGGCCAGGUUAGCCCAGGAGAAAGCCGCAGUCGGCAGAUUUGCAUCACGAAUAAGACGGACAGGCCACACUUGCUGGUUGCAUGCAAGGUCAACUCUGCAGCCAAGCAUGUGGCACUUGCCAAGACCUUCCAGCCUCACUUGAUAGGAUCAGGUGACAAGUACCAUUUGAACCUCAUAUGUAAAUCCAGCGAGCUAGGCACGAACAACGCGAGAAUCGAGCUUGAAUUUGAGGAAGGCUUCUUUGUCCAGUGUGUCACCACUGUCAGAGUGGUGGACCCUUUGGAAGCACGACUAGCACCGUCGUCGAGCAAUGCUUCAUCGGUGAAAAAAGUGGAGACCGUCAGUCGAGCAUUCCAGGAACAGCUUUGGACUGUGCCCGGGGAACGAUGUCCCAUGCGCCAGGCAAAGCUACCUGAAGGGCUGCCUCAUUUUCCUGUGCCUCCAGCAUUCUGGAAAAGGACAGAUCGAGAUUUAGAAAAUUACGUCAGCGGACUGCUUCGACAGCCGUUGUGUCCCGAAAACUAUGUGGACAAGCUGCAACUGCUUCUGCACCUGGAGGAAGUUCAACUGAGCCGUGACCUCGAGGAACGAGUCCUCUGCCCGGCCCCCCUGCAGGUCAACGGCUGCGAGGCUCGACUAAAUCUCAGCUCGUGGCUGGAGGAAGGCCAGUUCCCGCCUCGGGUCGGUGAUCGAGUGUUGCUGCAGCCAGCGAAUGACCCCAACACACAGCUCAAUUUCGAGGGCUUUGUGCAUCAGGUCAUGACAGAUGAGGCCAUUUUGAGGAUGAGCCCUGCCUUUCACGAACAAAUGGAGAAAAAUCCAAACCAGUCAUGGGAGCUGCGUUUCCAACUGAACCGCACUCCCUUGAGACGCAGUCAUUUGGCUGUACGGAUAUCGCGACCUCUGAUUCGUUCCAUGCUGUUUCCCAAGACGGAAUUAAGGACGGCGGUGCUGAGGUGGCCCUUGACGCUUGUCAACGAGCAGUUGAAUGAGCUUCAGCGAGAAGCCGUGCACCGAAUCAUGUCCGCAUCCAGGUGUUCCUUGCCAUACAUUGUCUGGGGUCCUCCUGGCACUGGCAAGACUGUCACUCUGGUCGAGGCCAUCCUGCAGGUGUUCCAGAACCUACAGCACAGUCGAGUGAUAGCCUGUGCACCAUCAAACAGUGCGGCAGACCUUUUGGCGGAAAAGCUUUGGGCAUCUGGUCAGCUGGUGUCUUCUGACAUUGUGCGCCUUUUGGGGUUCCAGAGGGACGUCGAUAGCGUGCCUCCCCGAAUCAAACACCUGUGCGUCAACACUGGUCACCUCAAGAAAGCAGCUCGUCACCGUAUCGUUGUGGCUACGGUGGUGACAGCAGGCGCCCUGUAUGGUCUGGGACUCCCACCCGAUCACUUUACCCAUGGCUUCUUGGACGAGGCAGGACAAGCAACCGAGCCAGAGACCCUAGUGGUAGCAGGCUUAGUAUGCUUGGCCGGAGGAAGCCUCGUGCUGGGCGGGGACCCCAUGCAACUGGGUCCGGUAGUUCGAUCGCGGCUGGCUGUCAAGGGAGGCCUCGGAGAGUCCCUGCUCCACCGACUCCUGCUCAGCGAGAACGGUGCAGGCGACCCAAAGCAGCUCAGUUGUCUUCCUGUCACACGGCUCCGAAACAGCUACCGCUGUGCGCAGUCCCUGCUGGAGCCUUACUCCAGGCUCUUCUACGACAGCCAGCUUCGAAGCUGUGUUGAAAACAAAGACCGAGGAGCACUGCCCGACUUCCCAGUGUUCUUUCACGGCGUGCGAGGCCGUGCGCAGAAGGAGGGCAGCUGCCCGUCUUGGUUCAACCCAUCAGAGGUGGUGCAGGUGAUACGCUAUCUCCAAAGGGCAUUUGGCCCUUGGGGCCUGCUGCCCGACCAGGUCGGUGUAGUCACGCCAUAUCGGAAGCAGGCACAGAAGUUGCGCUGUCUCAUGGAAUCUCUCGAUCUGCCCCGCUGCAAGCUUGGUUCGGCCGAGGAGUUUCAGGGACAAGAGCGCAACCUCAUCAUCGUGUCAACGGUCCGAGGGAGUGAGGCUCUUGUUCCAUCAGCGGAUGGCAGCAGCAGCAGCCAAAACCUGGGCUUCAUCUUCUGUGCCAGGCGCUUCAACGUGGCCAUCAGCCGAGCCAGUGCCAUGCUUGUGGUUGUGGGCAACCCUGACAUCCUCACACUGGAUACGAAUUGGAAGUCCCUAAUUGACUACUGCUCAACACACAAGACUUGUUAUGGUCUGGCUGCUGAGACGAUGGUACCAUCAUGUUGAAGUGCCUCAAGACAGUUAUAUGCAUUGCUGUGAUAUGAUGAUCUUUGCCAAUCGUAAUUUUUUGUGUAAAUCAUUUUUUCGAAGUUUCGUAAUGUUAUUCCUUUUUCGUACAUGAGCGAAUGUGCGGGUAUUCAUGAUUGUGUGUUUUUAUUAUUGCGUGUAUAGUAGGCUUGUAUAAAUAUUUUCAUAUGUGAUUUAAUGUUUCGCUAUUAGAUUUCUUUUCAACCAUCUUGGUUUCUUUAACGUGCACUGACAUCGCGAACGGUGCAGGAGCCUCUAGCAUUUCGCUUUCAUUGAAAGAAUGCUGCAGCAAGAAUAAAACUUCGAAUCUUUCAGGUUUGUAGAUGACCUCGUGCUUUCAAAUAUUCUAUUGUGUUAAAUUAAAAAAGUAAUUUUGCGAACUGCGUGCCCACAACCAUAAGUGUUCUUCAGCAGCAGUGCACACGAAUCAUCAUGCAGGAAACAAGAACCACUGACACACAAUUCAAACGCCUUUACUCUUGAAUCUGCCAUAGAGUACUAUUUUCAUGCUUCAUAAGCCUGAUUUGCUAUUUGCACUGUCAUCAAGCCACUUCUCAUGGCAAAGUUUAUGCAUUACCCACACCCAGAUUUAAAGGAGCACUGACAUCAAAUUUCAAAAUCAAGAUGUGCCCUUCAUUCUGAUGCUCAGUAUGUGCAGGCCCUCUUGGUCAAACUUGAAUUGCGUCCGUCGUCAAUAGCGGGCAAAAUUUUAACGGGAAAUGGAGUGUCUUACGGCAUUGGCACUAGUGCUAAGUGUUCGGUGCAAUGCACUUCACACAUACCAUCCUGAAAAAUAAGCUAGCAGCGAUGACUCGUACGAUCCGAGUGUUCUUACCGUGGCGUCGACUGGCGCUGAAGCCUGCUAAUGCACUCACACUUCAUGUAUGAUCUUCGUCGCACUGCUUUGAAUAAAGUGAAGUUAAAAUAUGCAAAUCACCUAUAAAAAAACAGCAAAAGAAAAGAUCAUGAUUCAACGUGUGCUCCUCACUUGACAUGUCUGCGGAACCCUUGAGUUGCACUCAUCUGGUCAGAAGCGCAAAAGAAGUGCAGUGGUGUCUUUUCAUUAUGUGUAUGUUACACGCCAACACGACCACAAGAUAUUAAGGUGGAGUAGUGCAUAGAGGGUUAUCAUCGCUAACAAGUGACAUGCCGGUAUAAUUAAUAAUGAAUUUUAGUUCGUAAACUUCCUUGCGUCCACAUAAUACCGAGUUUUUUCACCACACCUGUGGGAGGCCGGAUAGGUGGGGCCAUCUGGAGGUGCAAAGUAAAACCUGGCAAGCAGAGAACGUAUUCUAUUUCUGCGCUGGUGGGCCUUCCCUCUACCGACAUUCCAUUGACAGAGUAUGCCUGAAUGCUGCGCAGGCCAAAACUUCCCAAUAUAGCUAAUUGAAACACACACACGAGCAUGGCCGAAGCAUGCAUCCUUGGGCACCUCCUCAUUGCUGCUUAGAACGGCAUCUAUUCUGGAAUCGCUGUUUUAAGGACUGAUCAAAGCGAAAAUUAUUUGCAAUGUCGCGAAUCGCAGCGACCCUAGUCAACAUUUUGUAUGGCAGCUAUGACAAUGCAGGUGACAAGGCAUGACUGUAUGUGCACCUAGCAGAUGAACUGUGGCGCAAUCUGCAGGUAACUGCGAAAACUGGUAGCGCUUGCAGCGCUAAAAAUAGUGGGAUUGUCGGCAGUUUUGAAUGGUGCUAGAUACCAGCAAUACAAAUCCAUAAAAUUGAUAGUUCAUUUCCGUUUUAGGUGGCGAAUCGCUACUAGGGGGUCGAUAGCUGUUUCGUUGAUUCAAAAAUAUUGACAUGAGUAUAUUUGAUAUCAGUGCUCCUUUACAGAAAUAUUGAUGUAAGAAGUUUUAGACCUCUCCUUGUUUCACCAUGAAUUAACUGGGUAAAGUAACAUUCAAGACACUGUGUCUGGCUUGAUUUCUCAGAUUACAUUUUUUUGUGCACUAUUGGAUAAGAAUGGUUGCCAUGUAUGUAAUUCAGCUGAAAUGUAACCCUUACUCUCACCUUUGCCAGUGGGGACGGUUUUUUGUAUUUCUGAGGUAUGUACAAGCUGCCGCAUAUAGGCAUACACCGAAGAACUGAGGGCAAAAGUCUGCAGAAAAUGCCUUGUGCUGCUAGAGUUGUACAGAAUGAUGAAUUUGCAUAUUUGCAUGAAAAUAAAAAUGGUGGAACUUUGGUGUAUAUGUGGAACGGUAGAACUUUGGUGUUUGUGUGACUCCUAAAACAAUGAUAGAAGGGGCGGUUGUGUUGCAAGCAUAUGUUGUGUUAAAGCAUAUGCAUCAAGUUCACAAGAUCGCUGAGCAAUAAAGGUUGUUUCUUAGUUUCCGAGUUACUAGUUCCAAGAUUUUGCAUAGUGCAAGACUGGUUGAACCUGUCCUGUUGGCAGUUGGUAUUUUUGUUAUAGCCUGAGAAGUUACGCAAGUAAUUUACUAUUUGGUAUAACAAUUGCAGCCAAAACUGGAAGUACGAUUCACCUUGGGCCUGCACCACCACUACAUUUGAUUUUGGGCAGGAAACAUUUUUGCACCACAUAUUUAAGCUGUUGAAUCAAUACAGAAUGACAUCUUCACCAUUCCCUAAUCCUUUUCUAUUUAGAAUUGUUUGCUCGUUUGCCCAACUUUGUUGACGAUUAAUUGUGCCUUGUACAUGUGUGUUGUACCUUGCCUCUCCUGCUUGGGCCAAAUGGCCUGCACUACGAUGUCAAAAAUAGACCAAGACUAAAUGGAUUUAUUUUUACAUAGAAUAUUUGUUGAGAAAUAUAGUGCUGCUCGUUAUUAAAAAGUAUGUAAAUGGAA
This is a messenger RNA of Rhipicephalus microplus (southern cattle tick), 6059 nucleotides long. RefSeq names its product putative helicase MOV-10. Lineage: Eukaryota; Metazoa; Arthropoda; Arachnida; Ixodida; Ixodidae. The record is from RefSeq and is a predicted model, not a curated record. Gene Ontology annotation, molecular function: helicase activity.